AUCGACUGAUGCAGCUUAUUCUGCGAUUUAGCCCAUUUUUUUUAUGUGAUAGUUUCCGCAUAUGUUUACUUUAACUUCAAUUCCUAUGUUUACGAAUUGAAGAGCAAGUAGUGGUUUUAUGAUCUCGUUAACUUAACGAUGGCUGAAAAUAUUUUCCUUUUUGUGCCAAAUUUAAUAGGCUAUGGAAGAAUAUUGCUUGCUAUUAUUUCUUUCUAUUUUAUGCCAUUUGAUCAUGUGAAAGCAACAAUGUGUUAUUUGUUAAGUGGAUUUUUGGAUGCCAUUGAUGGUUAUGCUGCUAGAUGGCUAAAUCAAGGAACAAAAUUUGGAGCUAUGCUUGACCAGCUAACUGACCGUUGUGCUACAAUGUGUUUACUUGUAACCCUUUCGUGUUUUUAUCCAAAAUGGAUGAUUCUUUUCCAACUGAGUAUGACCAUUGAUAUAGCUAGUCACUGGAUUCAUCAACAAGCGUCCCUAAUGCAAGGAAAAACUAGCCACAAGUUUAUUGAUGCAUCUGCUAAUCCUAUUAUUAGAAUAUAUUACACAUCAAGACCUGUAUUAUUUGUCAUGUGUGCUGGAAAUGAGCUUUUCUAUAGUACGCUGUAUUUAGUUCAUUUUAGUGCUGGACCAACAGUACUUGGAACUGGACUUUUCUACCUGAUAUUGUAUAUUUCCACACCGAUUGCUAUUGUCAAGACUUUCAUAAGCCUUUUACAAAUGGUUAUUGCGAGCAUUAAUAUAAGCAUUAUUGACACCAACGAAAGAGCAAUUGAAGCUAGUAAAAAGGAAUAGGUUGUGUGAAGAUUAAUACUGUGAAAUCCUGGUUGAAUGAUUAUAUUAUUAAUUAAGAAAAUGUUUUUUUUUUUUUAAUAUUUACUGAUUUAAUAGAAAAUUAUAUUUUUCUAGCAGUGCUUUUCAAAUUUUUUUGAAUUUUUUCUUGUGAAGUAAUCUUUUGAAUGAAGAUACUGCCAAACAUAAAAUUUAUUUGUACUAUUUUUGUUCUUCAAACUAUUUUUUUAUGUAAAUUUAUAUUUGUUAAAUUUUUUAUUAAUGUGAAAGUAUUCUUUAAAUUAAAAAAAAUCAGCUAAUGAAUAUUUUUGGAAAUGAGUAAUGAAUAUUUUAACGACAAUUAAUAUAGUUUUAGGCUAAUAAAAUUGUUAUGUAAAAAAUGAUAAUAUCAAAUUGUAUUGGAAAAAAUCUAUAUGGAUUACAAUAUUGUUUCCACAUUGAGCAUAUGUGAUAAAAAUAUCUUGCUAUCAAUUAAAUGCAGACUUUAUCAGUGUAUUAAGCUUGUCUGUUUAAUUAAAUUAAAAUAAUCAAUAAUAUGUAGACAUUUAUAUAUAAAAUAUAGUAUGAAAAGUCAAGUUUGGAAUGCAGUUAAAAUUUUUUUCUUGGAAUUAGAGCUGCACAGUUAGAUGUUUAAACACUAGUUUAGAAAAAUGUUUUAUGUUUAUAUGUUAAUUUUCAAUACAUCUGAAAAUUAUUAUUAUUAUUUAUUUAUUUAUUUACUUGCAGCCUGCCACUACUUCCUAUUUUAAUGUUCGUGAAAUUCAGCUAUUUUUGUAUAGUACGUUUAAUCAAGAUUUCACAGUAAUUUGUUAUUAUAUAUAUAUUGUAAUUGUGUAUUUGCAUAUUACUUAAAGCUAAUAGAUAUUGCUGAUUGUAUAAUAGUUCCAUUUGUAUUUACUACUUGUUUAUUAUGUGAUAUGCUGAUUAUUCAGUGCUUUUUUCUUUUUUAUAUCUUGUGUUACAUCUUUUUCAUUGAAAAUUUAGUUUAUUUUUUAUAAAAGCUAAAAUGCUGUUGCAACAUUCCAUAUCAAAUGGUGUGUUUUUAUUUUUUUCAUAUUGCUGUAGAUGUUAUUGAUUUUUUUUUUUUUUUUACUUAAAUGCCUGCAUGUAUAAAUCAGAGAAAAUACUUAUUUUUGGACCUAAUAACUCAUUUAUUUAAAAGAAUGUGAAAUCUUUGAAAUAAAUUUUUGAUUAUUAAUUAUUUAAGAUUCAAAAGUUUGUAAAGAGAAACAUAUACCAUUUUUUAUCGCAAGAUUAUGAUGCUUACUUUCAGUAAUAAUUGCAUAUUUAUGUUUUAAAUGCAUAUUUAGUUCAAAAAAUUUAUAAGCUUUGUAAAACAGAUGGUGAUCAUGAAUGUAUGGAAAGCAAAAUUUUUGUGCCAUACCUUUGAAUAAUUGAAGAAUUUGCAUAAUUCUAGCUCAUAAUGAUUUUAUUUGUCAUUUAUUGCAGAUGGACAUCAAGAAAAUUGUAUGCUACGCUAUUUAAGUGAAAUAUAGUAUUUAUUUAUUGGAAUGAAUAUGAAGCUUUAUGUAAAGUUUUUCAUUAUCUCUUAGUUACAUUUUACAUAAUAGGGACUUAAAACUUCAUAUAUAAUAUUCUGAGCAAAGAGCACUUAGGAUGCUUAUUUAACUAAAUUUUCGAAAGAGGACUCUUUAGAAAAUUGUUUUAUUUCUUAAAUCUUACUGCGAGUUGAAUAUUGAAAAGAAUAUUAAUUUUCACAUAUUUAUUUUAGAUAAGGGACAUUUUAAAAAUAGUUUUGAAGUUGCACUUCAGAUGAAAUUAAUGAAUGAAUGAACUAUUUAUAUUUAUAUCCCUAAAACAUCCCUUAAAGAUUUUGUAAUGGUAAUUAAAUUAUUUUUUUGGAUUUCUUAAAUUACUAUUCUAUUUUAUUUAUCUGUUCAGUUUCCAUUUACUCCUUAGUAUUCCUGAGCAUGGUGCAAAUCAUUAUUGGUUUGAUUGAAGCUCAUUCAUUAAUUAAAAAUAAAUUUAUAUGAUUUGUAUAGUAUUUCACUAAAAUUGAUGUCAUUGAUGGGAAUAUCUUAGAGGAAUCUAAUAAGCAAAUUAAUUUUUAUAUGUGUUAUUUCAUUAACAACCAAUUUUUUAUGUUUGUUAUUUAUAAUUUAAUAUUUUUUAUGUGUAACUUAAGUAGGAAAAUUGAUUAAUGCGGUAUAGUAAUGUGGAAAAUCAUAUGUUUACAAGAUCUCAUUUUAGUGGGACCAUAUUGUCAUGGGUGAUUCUAACUUUUCACUAAUAGAGGAUUUUACAAAGCAAUUUUAUCAGGAAUUUCGGAUAUAAAUUUUGAGUUUUGUACAAUCAGUUUGCGUAAAGAUGUAUGCAUGCUGCACUUGUUAUCUGUUUUUGAUAUCAUUCAGUUAGAAUUUCACUGUAUAGUAAACCCUUGCUGAAUGUCGGAGGGUUACAUCAUUAACACAUUGCAUGUACAGCAAAAAUACAUUCCGCAAAGUUAACUUUCUAUGGUUAGGUAUAGUUCGGAUUAAGCUAUUAUGUGUAAUUUAUACUGAUUUAAUAGAAAAUUUCACUAAAUAUUAUUGUAAUUGAAAGAGGAAAAGGAAACAAAUGUUAAUUGAAAGGAUUUCUAUUACUGCCUAAUAAGUAGGUACAUGAUAGAAUAAUUUUUUUAAAUAGCCUCUGAUUUUUGCAUGUACAGCAAAAUUGCUUUCUGCAACAUUAACUUUCUAUGGGGAAAAAAAAAAAAAAGGAUUUAUAGUUCAAAUUAAGCAAAUAAUGUGUAAUUUACACUAAAGGCUCUUUCUUCACUAUUGUUCCUUUCACCAUCGGCUGGUGUUAUAAGAUUAUCCAAUUCUUCAUUUCUCAUUUUGCAAUUGUCAGUCUUGAUUAAUUCCUUAUUUUUCUUCCAUCCAUACCUGAAAGUCCUUUGCUGCCUAUUGCUUUUGCAAUAUGUACAAUUUCUUUCGCUUCAUUUUCAGUUGAUGGAGAUCAUUUAAAAUUGUAGACAACUGGCCUGAUGUCAACAAGCAUUCAUUGUUGAUGAAUUCACUUAGUCUUAUGAGAGUUUAAUCACUUCUGUGCAGUGGCUUAUGUUGAAUUGCUUCCCAGAUGACAUUAAUGUGUAGUGCUUUAUUUGCAGUAAACAUGCCUGACAUAAUAGGCUUUGAAUGUUUUUAUGAUUGCUUGAUAUGUAGAUUGGAUCAAGUGUUUGGUGGAAGGAAUGAAACCUCUUUAUUUCAAGGCAAUGUGGUGAGGGCUUCAGUACAGUAUCCUGGAGCGUUACUGAGAAUUAGAACUUUAAAGCUUAGUUUUUGCUGUUCUAAGUAAUGUCUAACUUCCUUAAUGAGUGAAGUCACAAAGUCAGUCAUUAAAGAGGACUAUCACAAUGCAGCCGAUGCUCUGCAGUCUACCAUGUAUAGUUGAAAUCCUUGCAUUUGACAAUUGAAGACAAUUAAGAUCAUAUGUACAUGCGAAAGCACAUUUGGCAGUGGUUUACUGUAAUAUGUUUUUUUGCACAAGCAAGUCAUUUCACAGUAUUCACUCUUUAUCAAUUCAAGUGGAAAAUGGGAGAUCUUUCUAUUAUAUCAUUUUCAUUCAUUGUUAAGUGACAUCUACUCAAAUAGCCAGCAUUUUAUUAACAAAUGUGAUUUUAUGAAUCAUAAUUUUUAACUUGAGAGAAUAUAAAUGCUGAAUGUUGUAUAGUAGGGAACAGGAAUUUCUUGUUUGGCAUAAUAAUUGUUUUUUGAUACUUUGCUUUAGUAAUUAAAUAAUAUUAUUUAUUAUCCACCAUGUAUUACAUAAUAAUUUAUCAGAAACAAAAUGUAAUAUAAUCAGUUUAUGAAUAUCCCCCAAAAUUGCUAAAACUUAAUUAUUAUACAUUUUAAUUAUGUUUGAAUCUUCUUUUUUAGUUAAAAUAUUUUGAAAUGCAAUUUAGAUUAUCUUCUUUAUUGAGUUAAAAUUAUUUUGAAGUGUUGGUCUUUGAAUAUUUUCAUAAAUUAGGGAUAGAUUUAUUUUUAUUUUAAUUAAUUAAUUAAUUAAUUUUUUAUAUUUUGUAUUGCAUAAUAUCAAUCAUAAUUUUUGCAUUGAGUUGCUGUUGGUGCUGGAAAAUGAAUGUUCUAUAAAGAGAUGUUUGUUAAGUGUGAAGUUAUUAUUAAAUACUUCUGAUUCCAGUUUAUAAAGCACCUAUUGUAUAAAUUUUAAAGACAUGGAAGCCUGUUAAAUCAUCUAUAUUUUCUUUAUUUGGGACAAUAUGCUAUUUAAUUGGAGUUUCAUCACUUUAGAAUAAGCUUCAUUCCAGUUAAGUGCAUUUUCAGUUUUUAAAAAAUUACGAUACGUAAAACCAGAUAACAUACAUUUAUUUUUAUAUUUAUAAACAUUAAAAAAGUAUAUUUUGGACUUUGUUAUUUUCAACUGCUUUAGAAAUUCUUCAAAUGCUGCUGUUUAGUAUUUCAUCAGGAAAUUUUGCUGAUGUAUUAAAAUUUGUGUGAGGGACUUUAUUUGUUGUGACUAUAUUUCAUGUUGUUAUGACUGUAUUUCAUGCAUAAGAAAUUUUGAAAGCCAUUCUCCCUUUUUUGUACAGUAGAUGUCUGUAUUGGUCUAUGAUAUUGCAAUUUAUCAAAAUGCCAUGGAGAUUAAGUAUUCUAUAUAAUCUUCUAAAAGAAUUUCUCUUUAGAAGUAACUUUAGAGAAAUGUGUGUAUAUUUGUUACAUAAAAUUGUAACUAUUUUAUGUAAGGACACAUGAUUAAAUGUAUUUAAAGGCUAAAAAGGCUGAAAUGUAUUCUGAUUAUCAAAAGGAAAGUGGAAUUACUUUAACGCAAGGUAUUUAAAUUUUUUAACUAUAUGCUUUUGUGUGUUAUAGCAUUCAUUUAAAUAAUUCAUAGCUUUAAAAACUGCUAGAUUGAUUUUUGAUCUCUUUAUAUUUUAGAAUUCAAACUUUGGAUAAUAGGUAAAACUCACUUGAUUAAGCUGAAUUAUUAUAGCCUCAUUUAUGUUCCAAUUCAUUGUAACUGAUGGUAAUGUAAAAUUUAAAUUAUCACAAAAUUAUGGUAUUGUUGUAAUUGUUGAAGUACUGUUACGUUGUAAAGAAGCAUUUAACUUGCUAUCCUGAACAGCUGAUGGCUGGCUAAGGGUUGUAAGUUGUAAUACUGUGUUUACCAGAAGAUUUCACAUUAAUAAACAUUAAAUUCUUGAAGAACAAGCCUGAAGAAUGAAUAUGAUUGUAAUGUUUAGAUUUUGAAUAGGAGUUAAUAGUUUGAGAUCUGUGUUGGUAUUUUCAUAAUUGGCAAUUGUUGAUGCAAUAACUAGUGUCCAUUAUAUGUUGAUAAUUUUGUAAUAUUAAAGAAAGACACUGUGUAAUGCAACCUGUAAUAUAAAAGGAUUUAAAAAAAUUUUAUCCUGUGAUGCUUCCAAAAUAUUUUUUAUGCAUUUUGCUUUGUGAAGAUUAAUAUUUUAGAAAUAAAAUUAUUUAUAUGAAAACUUCAUAGCUGGGUGAUGA
Messenger RNA from Stegodyphus dumicola, 6251 nucleotides. It is a transcript of the gene Pis, whose product is annotated as phosphatidylinositol synthase. The record is from RefSeq and is a predicted model, not a curated record. Lineage: Eukaryota; Metazoa; Arthropoda; Arachnida; Araneae; Eresidae. Gene Ontology annotation, cellular component: Golgi apparatus; membrane. Gene Ontology annotation, biological process: phosphatidylinositol biosynthetic process. Gene Ontology annotation, molecular function: CDP-diacylglycerol-inositol 3-phosphatidyltransferase activity.